Molecule: messenger RNA, 4269 nt
Organism: Dalotia coriaria
Lineage: Eukaryota; Metazoa; Arthropoda; Insecta; Coleoptera; Staphylinidae
Gene: Sra-1
Product: Cytoplasmic FMR1-interacting protein Sra-1
Exons: 6
Coding region: 245-4105 (1286 amino acids)
Biological process (GO): cell projection assembly; regulation of translation; axon guidance
Cellular component (GO): synapse; SCAR complex; neuron projection
Molecular function (GO): small GTPase binding; RNA 7-methylguanosine cap binding
Source: RefSeq, a predicted model, not a curated record
AACAUAAUUUCCGCUGCGUGUAUCAUCGGUACAUGUACCGCUAAAUACCCAACGGGAAAUAAUUGUUUAUAUACGAAUAAACGAUACAACAACCGCGCCUUCUCUAGAUAAGAUAAAAUCACAGUGUAAUGAUCAGUGAGUGACUAAUAUAAUAAUCGUAGUUACUACGAUGUGCUGCUAGGUAAAGCGCACAUUUGGUCGGAUUUCACAUCAUAUUAAGUAUUGGUAUACAUAAUAUAAUACAAUGGCUGGAACAGAUAGGGUUUCACUGACAGAUGCAUUAUCCAAUGUGGAUGUGCUUGAUGAACUGCCUCUGCCUGAUGAACAGCCAUGCAUUGAAGCACAGCCAUGCUCAGUGGUGUAUCAAGCUAAUUUUGAUACAAACUUUGAGGAUCGCAAUGGAUUUGUCACUGGUGUGGCAAAAUACAUCGAGGAAGCCACAGUGCAUGCUAAUCUUAAUGAACUGCUUGAGGAGGGACAACAGCAUGCUGUUAUGUUGUACACAUGGAGAUGUUGCUCCAGGGCUAUUCCACAACCAAAGAGCAAUGAGCAGCCCAACAGGGGUGAGAUUUACGAGAAGACUGUUGAAGUAUUAGCACCUGAAGUGCAUAAAUUAUUGAAUUUUAUGUAUUUUCAAAGGAGAGCAAUUGAAAGAUUCUCGCAAGAAGUAAAAAGACUAUGUCAUCAGGCUAAAACUAAAGAUUUUGUAUCGGAAGCAUAUUUAUUAACUCUAGGAAAGUUUAUAAAUAUGUUUGCUGUGUUGGAUGAACUGAAAAAUAUGAAGUCCAGUGUGAAAAAUGAUUAUUCCACCUAUCGAAGGGCUGCACAAUUCUUGAAAGUAAUGUCUGACUCCCAAACUCUUCAAGAAUCCCAGAAUCUAUCAAUGUUUCUGGCUACGCAGAACAAAAUCCGCGAUACUGUCAAAGAAAACCUUGAAAAAAUCCCUGGCUAUGAAGAACUCUUAGCAGACGUGGUUAAUAUCUGUGUGAACAUGUUUGAAUCCAAAAUGUACUUGACUCCCAGCGAGAAACACAUGCUGGUUAAAGUGAUGGGUUUCGGACUGUUCCUCAUGGACAGCGAAACGUGCAAUAUUAAUAAAUUGGAUCAAAAGAAAAAACUACGUCUGGAUCGCCUGGAUAGAAUUUUUAAGAAUCUAGAAGUGGUGCCUCUGUUUGGCGACAUGCAAAUUGCUCCGUUUAACUAUAUAAAACGCAGCAAACAUUUCGAUCCAACAAAAUGGCCGCUGUCUAACUCUGCAACCAUAUCACCACAAGCAGAUCUAAUGGUUCACCUACCACAAAUUCGCGAAGAUCACAUUAAAUACAUCAGUGAAUUAGCGAAAUACAGCAAUGAAGUAACAACAACAUACAAAGAAAGUGGUUCGGAUACUGAAAACCGUGAAACUGCAGAAUUAGCACUGCGAGGAUUACAAUUACUGAGUGAAUGGACAAGUGUUGUAACUGAAUUGUAUUCAUGGAAGUUACUACAUCCGACUGAUCAUCACCAAAACAAAGAUUGUCCACCGGAAGCUGAAGAAUACGAACGUGCAACACGAUAUAACUACUCAGAAGGUGAGAAAUUCGCGUUGAUUGAAGUCAUUGCAAUGGUUAAAGGUCUACAAGUUCUAAUGGCACGCAUGGAAACUGUUUUCACCGAUGCAAUCAGACGUCACAUCUACUCUGAAUUACAAAACUUCGUCCAGUUGAUGCUCAGGGAACCAUUACGCAAAGCAAUCAAAAACAAAAAAGACCUCAUCAGGUCAAUCAUCAUGUCUGUCCGGGAAACAUGCGCAGAUUGGACACGCGGAAUGGAACCCACAAAUGAUCCAGCACUCAAAGGCAAAAAAGACGAUAAUGGAUUCACCAUCAAAGUACCACGCAGAAAUGUGGGACCAUCAUCAACACAGCUAUACAUGGUGCGCACAAUGUUGGAAUCAUUGACUUCGGAUAAAUCCGGAGGAAAACGCACACUUCGCAAGGACAUCGAAGGACAAUACCUGAUCCAAAUCGAUACUUUCCACAAAAACUCAUUCAACUGGAAUUAUUUGUUGAGUUUCAGUGAAAGUUUACAACAAUGUUGUGAUCUUUCUCAAUUAUGGUACCGCGAGUUCUAUCUGGAGAUGACCAUGGGCAGAAAAAUCAAUAAAUGCACCGUGCGUCACCAGCAUAACGAUGAGUGCAAUGAUUUGAUCACCAUGGAGAAACGGAUACAGUUUCCAAUUGAAAUGUCUAUGCCUUGGAUUCUUACUGAUCAUAUACUCAAGACAAAAGACCCGUCAAUGAUGGAAUAUGUACUGUAUCCGCUUGAUCUGUACAAUGACAGUGCAUUAUACGCGCUGACAAUCUUCAGGAAACAGUUCCUGUAUGAUGAAGUUGAAGCAGAGGUGAAUCUUUGUUUCGAUCAGUUUGUAUUCAAACUGUCUGACCAAAUCUUCGCGUAUUAUAAACAACUCGCAGCGAGUAUCUUUCUGGAUAAACGUUUUCGUUUGGAAUGCGCUACGCAAGCAGGAGCGUAUUUAUUGCCGUAUCCACGUGCAAAUCGAUAUGAAACUUUGUUGAAGCAACGUCAUGUUCAACUUCUCGGCAGGUCUAUUGAUCUUAACAAGUUGAUUACGCAGCGUAUCAACGCCGAAAUGCAAAAGUCACUGGAUCUUGCAAUUUGCAAGUUUGAAUCUGGUGAUAUAACAGGUGUGAUGGAACUGGAUGGUUUGUUACAAGUAAAUCGACUUUGUCACAAGUUACUGAGUAAAUGGCUUGCAUUGGAUGAUUAUGACUGCAUGUAUCGUGAAGCUAAUCAUAAUGUGUUAGCGCCUUAUGGUCGUAUAACUUUGCACGUGUUUUGGGAGGUCAAUUAUGAUUUCCUGCAGAAUUAUGUGUAUAACGCGGCGACUAACCGCUUUAUAAAAUGUCAGAGUAUACAGUUUGCACCGCCUGUUGCACGAGAUAAACCACCGACGACUUCUUACCAUCAUUUGUGGGGUACCAAGGCGUUGAACACAGCGUACAAUGCACAGUACAGUCAAUAUGCCGGGUUUGUUGGUUCACAUCACUUUCACACCAUUUGCAAACUACUGGGUUAUCAGGGUAUUGCAGUGGUGAUGGAAGAACUUUUGGGGAUUGUCAAAAACUUGAUACAGGGGAAUCUGCUGCAAUAUACACGAACACUCAUGGAGAUGAUGCCUAAACAAUGCAAAAUGCCAAGAUAUGAUUAUGGUUCUCCAGGUGUGUUAGGUUUCUAUAACGCUAACUUGAAUGAUAUUCUGCAAUUCUCCGACGCGCGUACCGAAUUCUUCCACAUUUUCCGAGAAUUCGGUAAUAUUAUCCUCUUCUGUCUCUUGAUGGAACAAGCGUUGUCGCAAGAAGAAGUCUGUGAUCUUCUACAAGCCGCACCUUUCCAGAAUAUACUCCCGAGACCGCAUUGCAAGGAAAAUGAAAAACCCGACGCGAAGCAAAAGCGUUUGGAGCAGAAAUACGCCGCGCUGCAGAUUGUUUCAAACAUCGAGAAACUCGGCACUGCGAAACAAGCGUUAAUUUCACGCGAGGGUGAUUUGCUAACUCGUGAACGCCUGUGUUGCGGGUUGAGUAUAUUCGAGGUGGUACUCACCCGUCUAAGAAGUUAUCUUGAUGAUGAAAUUUGGAUGGGGAAGCCACCGCUUAACGGUGUAAUGAACGUUGAUGAAUGCACAGAGUUCCAUCGUCUGUGGUCUGCGCUCCAGUUUGUUUAUUGCAUUCCUGUUGGUGAGACAGAAUAUACUGUCGAGGAGUUAUUCGGCGAAGGUUUACACUGGGCUGGGUGUACGAUGAUUGUCCUCCUGGGUCAACAACGACGUUUUGAAGCGUUGGACUUCUGCUAUCACAUCCUGCGUGUACAACGCGUUGAUAUGAAGGAUCAGCUUGUGACUGGAAUUAGUUUGAAACGCAUGGUUGACAGGAUUCGGCGCUUCCAAGUGUUGAAUUCGCAAAUAUUCGCCAUUUUGAAUAAAUUCCUCAAGUCCAACGACAACGACGAGCAGUCCGUUGAGCAUGUACGCUGUUUCCCGCCGCCGGUGUACGGCGUAAGUGCUCCGCAUCAAAUUUAUCAAUCCUCCGACCAUGUGCGACAGUAACAGCCGAAAUGAUGAACGACGCGACACGCGAAUGCACUUUAUUAUUUAAUCCCGAUAUAUAUUUGCUAGUAAUAUAUUAGUUUUACGAGUUGUACGAUGGCCGCUUGUAUCUAUCAUCUUUCUAUACGCAUCUGUACGCAAUAAUAAUAAUUUAUAUACGAGUA